UCUUCAUGUGCAGCACGGAGAGUGUGGAAGAACUACCUUCCUGCGGUCAACGGCGUGGUUUUCCUGGUGGAUUGUGCGGAUCACGAGCGUCUGGCCGAAUCAAAGCUGGAGCUGGAUGCUCUGCUGUCAGACGAGACCAUCUCCAGUGUUCCCGUGCUGGUUUUGGGGAAUAAGAUCGACCGUCAGGAGGCCGUGAGCGAGAUCAGACUGCGAGAGGUGUUCGCUCUGGACGGACAGAACACUGGGAAGGUCAGCGCCAGCCAAUCACAGACACACGACCA
Molecule: messenger RNA, 281 nt
Organism: Sinocyclocheilus grahami
Lineage: Eukaryota; Metazoa; Chordata; Actinopteri; Cypriniformes; Cyprinidae
Product: GTP-binding protein SAR1b-like
Exons: 2
Biological process (GO): intracellular protein transport
Molecular function (GO): GTP binding; GTPase activity
Source: RefSeq, a predicted model, not a curated record